CGCAAAGACAGUGAGGAACUCCACGUUUCACUUCAUUUAUUUAUUUAUCUAUUUAUUCUGAGCCGUGCUUUGGGAUGAACAGACUGCUUCUGAACUUCUUCUGGGUGGCAGCAUUCAGCGCACUCCUCGCCGCGCCGGGGCUCCGGGCUUCUCCAGUGGUCGGGCAGGAACCGAUCCGCUGCGCUCCGUGCUCCCCGGAGCGGCUUGCCGAGUGUCCGGCGGUGGAUGCCGGCUGUGAGGAGGUGCUUCGAGAGCCGGGCUGCGGCUGCUGCCUCGCCUGUGCGUUGAAGAGAGGUGACCCGUGCGGGAUCUACACUGCGCCCUGCGGCUCCGGGCUGCGCUGCUUGCCGAAACCGGGAGAAGCCCGACCCCUGCACGCGCUCACCCGGGGACAAGCGGUGUGCACCGAGAGCCCCGAGCCUAACCACAGCCAAAGCGAGACAGCACCAGAUCAUCCGGAGUCUCAUAACGGGCCGACGGCAGUCAAUGAAGGCAGCUCCACCGUGUUCGUGACCGGGCACGGAAAGCCCUUCGACCCGCGGAUCAUCACUAAUAAAGAGAGCAUGAAGGCCAAAGUCAACGCGAUACGCAAGAAACUGGUGGAACAGGGUCCCUGUCAUAUCGAACUCCAGACAGCCCUUGACAAGAUCACUAAAUCACAGCAGAAACUGGGAGACAAAUUGACCAGAUUCUACCUGCCAAACUGCGACAAACACGGCCUGUACAAAAUCAAACAGUGCGAAUCAUCUCUAGAUGGUCAGAGGGGGAAGUGUUGGUGUGUGUCAUCCUGGAAUGGGAAGAAGAUUCCUGGAUCAAGUGACCUGCCAGCAGAUGCCGAGUGUCCCGAGGAACUCAACCACUGAUCCGUCACACACAUGUAUAUAACACCACUGAUUUUUUUUUAUCAUUUAUAUAUAUUUUUGAAAUUAUUUAUUUAUUGUUAGUGGUGAUAUUUAAUUCAGGUACACUGUUUUUGAUUGGUAAACUCUCCAAAAAAAAAAGAAAAAAAUGAAAAAGAAAUCUAUUUUUCUGUAAAGAAACGAAUAUGUAUUUUACAUGAAGUACCCACACGUUAUUUAUUUAAAUGAAUGUAUUCAUUUCCAUAUCUGGAUAAGACUAUUUAUUCCCUAUGCCUUAUACAUAUUUUUGUAUGGUGUAAAUCUGUAUAUUUGCUUUAUAUCUCUAACUUCCUUCAGGCUCGCUUUGUUGUAAAGGAAUGAAAUGGAAAAAAAGCACUGCAUGACCAAACCUGUUUGUCACUGUCCGUACAUUGCCAUAUUUUUAUACUGUAUAUGUUUUUUGUAUUAUUUUAUAUUUUACUAAUGAUUUUCUUUAUGUGUAAUGAAUAGAUUGACUUUUUACUUUCAAAAGUAUUGUCUCUUCACAGCUUUUGAAACGGGUAACUGCCUGUUCCUACCUCUGCCUUCUAAGUUGUCUUUUAUUUUAAAUCAAGUGGGCUUAUUAUGUCUGUAAAUUGUCUUGUGUUAUCAAAUCGAUCAUAUUUGUAUUGUCUACAUACUGUGGUAAAUGUGUUUUGUUUAAAGCGAUUCAAUGUCUACACUGAGAAAAAAAGAGACGUUGCCUCACUCCAAAGCUCAUGUGUAUCAUAUAUUUUUCAUGAUUUGUAAUUGUAAGUUGUUGUGGGUAAAAAAAAACAAACUAUUUAAUAAAUCAUCUUUGCAAGCA
Molecule: messenger RNA, 1686 nt
Organism: Danio rerio (zebrafish)
Lineage: Eukaryota; Metazoa; Chordata; Actinopteri; Cypriniformes; Danionidae
Gene: igfbp1a
Product: insulin-like growth factor binding protein 1a
Biological process (GO): angiogenesis; negative regulation of developmental growth
Cellular component (GO): extracellular region
Molecular function (GO): insulin-like growth factor I binding; insulin-like growth factor binding
Source: RefSeq, marked validated